GCGCCACCCGUCUGCGCCAACGCCAGCGGCACCAAGACCCCCGCCAUCAUCAUCGAAGCCACCCCACCCGCAACCCCAGGCACCACCAUCCACCACCUCGUCAUCAUCAUCGGCGUCUGAGCGGCAACGUCGGCGGCGGGAGCAGCUUGCCGUGCUGGACCGCCCGCCCGUGAUCAGCAACCCGGGCGACCGGCUGCCUGUGCCAAAGUACCGGCCCCACACCCGCUGCCGCUCUAUCUUCGCCGCAUACCGCCGCCUCAACCACGUCGGCACCGGCCAAUACGGGUCUGUCGACAAGUUUAUGGACCGCAGCACGGGUCGCAUUGUCGCCCUCAAGAAAGUCCUCAUGCACAAGGAAACAGAGGGGUUCCCGCUCCUGGCGAUGCGGGAGAUUCGGCUGCUGUCGCAGCUCAACCACGAAAACGUCCUGCGCCUCGAGGAAACCGUCCACAGCGAACCGAUGACGACAUGGUCACGGCGGACAUUGAUCGCUUUUUGUCCCGUGCUCCCUGAGCACAUCACUCAAUGUCACACGCACACACUCAUAUACGUGCGUAUGUGUACGCUUGUGUGUGUGUGUGUGUGUGUGUGUUCAGGGCUGCACUAUUUGGAUGUGAACAAAGUGAUGCACCGCGACCUCAAGGUUGCAAACGUUCUUCUCAACCGCAAGGGCAUCCUCAAGAUUGCCGACUUUGGCUUGUCUCGGUAUAUGGACAAGAACAACAGAUACACGCUGCCAGUGUGCACGCGGUGGUACCGGCCGCCGGAGGUGCUGCUUGGCGACAAGCGCUACUCGCAGGCGAUUGACAUCUGGAGUGGCGCGUGCAUCAUUGCCGAGCUCUUCACGGGGCGCCCCACCUUCCAGGGCGGCGUUGUUGAUGCGCGCACGGAGCAGGACAACGAGAUUGACCAGUUUCUCCUCAUCUGCGAGACGUGCGGCACCCCGAGGGAGGAGUCGUGGCCCGAGUACACCAAGCUGCCACACGCAUCGUUUAUCGUCCCCAAGAAGCGCUACCCGCGCAGGCUCAAGGAGAGACUCGGCUCACAGUUCCUGCAGAAGUGUGCCUCGGGGCUUGCGCUGCUGGAUGAUUUGCUGGUGAUGAAUCCCAGCAAGCGCCCGACAGCUGGCACCGCCCUCGACCACCACUUCUUCUGGGAGGACCCCAUGCCCUGCCUCCCUUCACAGAUCCGCGACCUUGGCCCCGAGUGCCACGAGGACGCCAAGGCCAUGCUUGAGCGCCGCAAGCCGCCGCCGCGUCGCCGCCCGCGUGAUACCUCUGCACCAGGUGCUCCCCCACCACCGCCACCGCAGCAGCAGAAUGGCCGACCAUCAGCACCACCAGCACCAGCUGCAGCAGCAUCGGGCCAGCGUGGGCAGCCGUUGAUGUCACGUCGCCCGAGUGGCCACCACGCACCCCGGCCACCAAGCGGCCACACACGUGCGCAUGUACAGCCACGGCAGCAGCAGCAGCACCCGCAGCAGCACCAACGCGGCAGCAGUGGUGGCCGGCACCAACGCCACCACCCUCGCCCUCAUCAGCAGCAGCAGCAGUCGCAGCAGGCGCAUCGCGGCGGCGGGCGGCAUGCACAUGGGCACGGCCACCCUGCUGGUGCUGCUCACCAUGGCAGCAAGGGCAGCAAGCACUUGCCACAGCACUACAGGCACGGCCCGCCACACGGCAACCCGCAACACCCGCAUGGCCGCCAGCCCCACCCAGCGAAACGCCCAAAGAUGCAGCAGCCACCGCAGCAGCAUCAACAACACCGCCGCCCGCCACCACCACAACCGCCUCAUGGCGGUCACUAGCUUGCUCGCCACCCGUUACGAGCCUGCUAUCUGGCAGGGCAGCCCAUAAUCGCACCCCACCACACACAUAUUCAAAAGCACACACAAAACACGCACACAACACACCCCGACGCAUACCACACAGCACAUACACAGCAUACAGUGAGUGCACACGCAUGCGUGCAUUCAACCAGACAAAACAGAGAAAGAAAGAGAGAGAGCACAACAGAGGCUUGCUUAACGUUGACGUUUGCAUCGUUUGCUUGCUUGCUUGCCCUUUUCUUGUUCUUCUUCUUGCCCUUUUGAUUGUGGAAAAUUUAGUGGUGUUUUACAUAAUUAUACACGACCCGCUCCAAACCAACAGCAAC
Salpingoeca rosetta is the source of this 2154-nucleotide messenger RNA. Its product is annotated as CMGC/CDK protein kinase. Gene Ontology annotation, biological process: protein phosphorylation. The record is from RefSeq and is a predicted model, not a curated record. The transcript has 8 exons. Gene Ontology annotation, cellular component: nucleus. Lineage: Eukaryota; Choanoflagellata; Craspedida; Salpingoecidae. Gene Ontology annotation, molecular function: cyclin-dependent protein serine/threonine kinase activity; ATP binding. Bases 302 to 1807 code for a protein of 501 amino acids.